AUGCCUUCUCCCAAAACGGCUGCUUUCGUUUUGAGUUGUUUGAUGUGGUAUUUUGCUUCAGCUUUAUCUUCAAAUACCUCGAAAGCACUUCUUUCCUCGCAGAAAAAGGUUAGCCCGCCCACGCCAGCUCCUUUUCCAUACCCAGUCACAUUGACGUUGAUUCAAUUCAUCUUCAUUCACGCUUUGAGUGCAUCCGUUGCAUCUGCUACGAUCAUGCGUCAUGUACCUGGAAUGCGUAAACCAGUCACUCGAAUCGUGUCCAACCCGGGAUGGAAGAGAAUUUCAGAUAUGGCAAAAUUGAGCGUCUUCAAUGUGGUAGGACAUGCUCUGAGCACGGUUGCAAUCAGUCGUGUUCCCGUUAGUACAGUUCAUACGAUCAAAGCUUUAACUCCGCUCUUUACCGUUUUGAGCUUUCGAUUCGUAUUUGGCGUUCAAUAUUCGUUUAUGGCAUACUUUUCUUUGGUACCUCUCACUUUGGGUGUGAUGAUGGCUUGUACUUCUCUAUCAUUCAGUGCGAAUGAUUUAGUCGGUCUAAUCACUGCUUUAGCCAGUACUUUGAUCUUUGUCGCUCAAAGCAUUUAUAGCAAAAAUCUCGUUGGAAGAGGAUCGGAUAAAAACGUGCCUGCCGAUAGCAAGGAUGCCAAAUUGGACAAGAUCAACAUCUUAUACUACACAAGUGCAUGUUCGAUAGGGAUAAUGAUUCCUAUGGCAUUGUAUUAUGAUGGUGCAAAGAUGUUCUUUGGGGAGGAAUCGAUUGGCAUCAAAGCUUCUUCUUUAUACGUUUUCUCCAUGGUAUCGGCCAAUGGAAUCGUUCAAUUUGCGCAAAAUUUCCUUGCUUUCAGUGUUUUGGCACUUGUUUCACCGGUAACCUAUUCGAUCGCAUCUUUAUUCAAACGUGUCUUCGUCAUUUGCUUUGCAAUUAUUUGGUUUGGUCAAUCGGUUAGCAUUCUUCAAUGGUUCGGAAUCGUUUUAACAUUUGUAGGUUUAUACAUCUAUAAUGAUGCCAAAUCAAGCAAGAGUAUUGCUAAAGCGGAAGAAAAGAUGGAAUUGGAUCAACGUAAAAAAGAAAUGGUUCUUCCCUUUACUGCAAGAGGAGCUGCUUGGCUUUCUACAGCCAAUGAAGCAAAGCAUACACAAUCAACUUCUAUCAGCUUACAUGGACCUUCGAAUUCGAUUCAUUCUGCACCUUCCCAUCAUGUUUCAUUCUUGCAUGAUCCUAGACGUACAAUUCCUUCACCACCGCCUUCACGUGGACCUAGUUCAGAUGAUGAAAGUGGAAUGAUUACGGGAAAAUUGAAAGAUACCAGUAGAUAG
Meira miltonrushii is the source of this 1314-nucleotide messenger RNA. Its product is annotated as TPT-domain-containing protein. The record is from RefSeq and is a predicted model, not a curated record. NCBI's taxonomy places the organism in Eukaryota, Fungi, Basidiomycota, Exobasidiomycetes, Exobasidiales, Brachybasidiaceae. Gene Ontology annotation, cellular component: endoplasmic reticulum; Golgi apparatus. The transcript has a single exon. Gene Ontology annotation, biological process: phosphoenolpyruvate transmembrane import into Golgi lumen. Gene Ontology annotation, molecular function: phosphoenolpyruvate transmembrane transporter activity; antiporter activity. The coding region runs from base 1 to 1314 and encodes 437 amino acids.